AUGAGAGCCAUCUGGUAUCAGAGUGAGAUCAACGUCAGGCGAUAGCAAGCGUUUCGAAAGAGCGAUGGAAUUCUCGCACGGUACCAGCUCAUCGCGUGUUCCAUGUACAAUGCUCACUGGACACCGUAUAUCAAUCGGUCCUUCAGUUUUCAUAACACAAGUCUGAAUUCUGUCUGUUCAAGCGUAAUUAUAGCACUAAUCAAUAAUCAUACUUACAUCAAGGUAGUGUUGAAGACUUUCGCGGUUGAUCAAUGCCUCAUGUCCUCCACGAGAUGCUGGGUGGAUGAGGCUUUUGCCUUUAAGCAGGGCUGCACUACCACCGGGGAAAAACGCAUCGACAUAGUUAAACGUCAGCGAGACUCCCGGACAGAACAGGAAGAGGCCCUUGAUAUUUUGUGGGCGAUUUUUUGCAGCAUUCAAAGCUGCAUGGCAACCAGCACUGCUUGCAAUCACCACCCACUCAUCUCCGUCUGA
This is a messenger RNA of Haemonchus placei, 474 nucleotides long. The record is from the annotation of a GenBank genome assembly. Lineage: Eukaryota; Metazoa; Nematoda; Chromadorea; Rhabditida; Trichostrongylidae.